AUGAAAGUCCUAUGGACUGGCAAUGAUAGCAGUCAGAACAGAGGAGGCUUUACGGGUCAAAAGCGUUCAGCGAGUUUCCUCGAUUCCCCCUCGAAGACUCCUGUACCGUCCAUUGGCCCAUCCGGGUCACAGAUCUUCCUUCCUCCAUCAACGCCCUCGACGAAGCCUCCCUUCUCUUUUCGCAACUUUCCCUUCACCACCCCGCAGAAAUCAAUAGAGACAGACUUUUCCUCCGGCGCUGAAAUGUCGUCUCCUGUGAAUGUGGAUACCGACGAUACCCCAGAACCAUCAGCUCGAAGGGUGUUGUCCAUGACUAAGGGCGCCAUGAUGCAAUUCGAGGGCAAGGAAUCCAAAAAGAAACCGUCAUCACCAGGUCUUUUGAGCAAGUUCUCGAGUCUGGGGCGUGGCGAGGUGGGUCGUAGAUCCCAUCUUGCUGUGACUCGCAGCAAGGGCAAAGUUCAAAAGCGUCGCAGACGAGAUGGUGGCCCAGACGUCCGCUCAGCGUCACGACGCUCAAACAACGAUUCAGACUUCGAAGAGCCACCAGGCAGUGGUGAAGGAACCCAACAGAAUCUUAAGACCGCACAGCAAAUGGGAUUCAUACCCUCGGUUCUUACCUUCAUUGAUGCACACCCGGGCCUACCCAAUACGCUCUCCUACUACGUCCAAUUCCUGCUAAACUUCUUCCUCGCGUUCUGCGUCAUGUACGUGCUCUACGGAAUCUUCUCAACAAUAAGCAACGAUAUUACUGAAAGGGCCAUGAUGGAAUCGUCAGAAAUACUUGCAGAGAUGGCCGUUUGUGCACGAGAAUUUCAGGAAAACAAAUGUGAAAGGGACAGUAGGGUGCCAGCCAUGGAGACGGUGUGUAAUAGUUGGGAGAAGUGUAUGCAACGGGAUCCGUACAAAGUGGGAAGAUCAAGGCUCAGUGCUGGCAUGUUCGCGGAGAUUGUCAACAGCUUCAUUGAGCCAAUAUCACUGAAGGCAAUAAUCGUUAGCGUCUCCGUCAUAGUAGGCUGCUUCACAGUCAAUAACCUGACGUUCGGGCUGUGGAGGGCUAAAACCCAUCAUCCUCCGCCGCCUCAGCAUCCAGCUUACAUGCAUCAUUCACCCCAACAGCAGAUCGGCUUUCCGCCCGGGAACGAACGUUUUUACAUACCUUACCAAAAUCACAUAGGCAUGCAGGGCACGGACAAGGGAGGGUAUGGGCUGGAAGGGCAAUCGCCUACGAAGAGGCUCGGAUACAGGUGA
Letharia lupina is the source of this 1248-nucleotide messenger RNA. RefSeq lists its product as uncharacterized. Gene Ontology annotation, cellular component: nuclear envelope; nuclear membrane. The record is from RefSeq and is a predicted model, not a curated record. Lineage: Eukaryota; Fungi; Ascomycota; Lecanoromycetes; Lecanorales; Parmeliaceae. Gene Ontology annotation, biological process: nuclear envelope organization; lipid homeostasis. The transcript is spliced from 4 exons. Bases 1 to 1248 code for a protein of 415 amino acids.